AUGGCUUCCCGCGACCUAGUUACCCUUACCUACCACAAGCCCGGAACCCAGCCUCCCAUCUACGUGGCUGGCUCCUUUUCAGACCCAUCAUGGCAGCCUAUAGAGAUGGAUUAUGAUGCCAAGAACGGCGAAUACUUCUUCACCAAAGGAGUCGAGGUCGGCAGAGGCAUCGACGUCCAUUACAAGUUUCGAAUAGGUCAUGGAGACUGGUGGGCUCUCGAUCCCGAGACCGAGACAGUCACCGAUAGCCAAGGCAACGUCAACCACGUCAUUAGACUGCCAGCCGACGAUGCUGGGCCCGAUAACUGCGACGAGAGUUGCCCAAUGUUCAGCUACGAAACCUUCGAAGCGUCUGACAUGGACAAGGCUCACGCGAGCCACCCACCGCAGCAUAAUCAUCAUGCGAGCCAUCCACAGCAGGAUAACGAAGUGGAACUCGACUAUGACUAUCCUGAGGAGCAUUUCUCAUCGAACCGCGACUCUAUAAUGGCUGCAGUACGUCGGUUGUCAGCCAGCAUAGAGCAAAACCAGCCAAACGAAGAGCAUGACCAGGGUGUAGCAGGAGAACAGUCUGGCGCUGCAGGAUCUAGGGUCUCACUGCAGUCCAUUGCCGAGGAUGAAGAAGCCGACUUGGAUGAGGGCAUUGCUAUGAGCAUUAGCCCCAAAAAGGCACAGAAAGCCCGCGAUGAGCCCAUCAAAUCCCUAACCACGCCCACCGAUGCAGCCUCAUCCACCGAUGGAGCCUAUGAGGUUCCAUCGCCGUCCACUGAUGCCAGCGAAAUGAACCUGCGCAAACGCACAAAGGACAACCGCCCCAUCACUCCGGCCUCGAACCAUUCCCUCCACGAAGCCCACAAGGACGGCCACUGGUUACAAACCUUCAUCCGGACCAUAUUCGUCGAUUGGAUAGGAGGCUUUGUGAUGUGGCUCUGUGGUAGCAACAACAGGGCGUAA
Messenger RNA from Anthostomella pinea, 954 nucleotides. Lineage: Eukaryota; Fungi; Ascomycota; Sordariomycetes; Xylariales; Xylariaceae. The record is from the annotation of a GenBank genome assembly.